Xenopus laevis (African clawed frog) is the source of this 5028-nucleotide messenger RNA. It is a transcript of the gene etv1.S, whose product is annotated as ETS variant transcription factor 1 S homeolog. Gene Ontology annotation, biological process: cell differentiation; DNA-templated transcription; positive regulation of DNA-templated transcription. Gene Ontology annotation, molecular function: DNA-binding transcription factor activity; sequence-specific DNA binding; DNA binding. Gene Ontology annotation, cellular component: nucleus. The transcript has 13 exons. Lineage: Eukaryota; Metazoa; Chordata; Amphibia; Anura; Pipidae. The coding region runs from base 293 to 1726 and encodes 477 amino acids. The record is from RefSeq and is a predicted model, not a curated record.
GGGAGGGAGAGAUCUAUCAGUUUGGAGAGGAGGCCCCUGGAGGAGAAAGCCAUAGAAUUUGAGCUCUGUCAGUGGCGCUCUCUCUGCUGCUUCCACAGGAGGAGGGAGGGGGUGCAAAUAAUUCAUGUUUUUUAUGCCACACGGAGGGAGUUUUGUGCAGCCGACCGCUUGGGCACCGCUAUCAGCCAUCUUGUUCCCUGUAGAUCGCUCGCAGCCGAGAUUCCCAGGCAAGCUCCAGAUAAAUGCCCGAAACGUUGAAGCCUGAGCCCAGAUUUGCCUGAGAGCCCCCAGGAUGGAUGGAUUUUAUGACCAGCAAGUGCCUUACGUGCUCCCCAAUAAUCAGAGCGGGGGACCCAGUCAUGAACGCUCAUCCAGCAGCAGGAAAAGAAAGUUUCUAAAUAGAGACCUGGCUCAUGAUUCAGAAGAACUCUUCCAAGACCUGAGUCAGUUACAAGAAACAUGGCUUGCAGAAGCUCAGGUGCCUGACAAUGAUGAACAGUUUGUGCCAGAUUAUCAGGCUGAAAACGUGGCUUUUCAUUGUGUCCCAUUAAAAAUCAAGAAAGAACCACACAGCCCCAGCUCUCAACUCAACACUGCUUGCAGUCAAGAACAGCCAUUCAAGUUCAGCUAUGGGGAAAAGUGCCUGUACAAUGCCAGUGCCUAUGAUCAGAAACCACAAGUUGGAAUGAGGCCCUCAAACCCACCGACACCUUCAAGUACUCCUGUGUCCCCACUACAUCAUGCAUCACCCAACCCUGCACAGACUCCAAAACCAGACCGGAUUUACCCAGCACAUAUUCCUCCAUCCCAACCCAUCUCAGAUAACAGCUAUUCCAUGGACCAUAGAUUUCGCCGACAGCUCUCUGAACCGUGCAAUUCUUUUCCACCACUGCCUGCAAUGCCAAGGGACGGGCGCCCCAUGUAUCAGCGGCAGAUGUCUGAGCCAAGCAUUCAGUUUCCUCCACAAGGAUUUAAACAGGAGUACCAUGACCCCGUUUAUGAACACAACAAUAUAGUCGGAAAUGCACCCAGUCAAGCCUACCCUCAACCACUUAUGAUAAAGCAGGAACCUAGAGAUUUUGCUUAUGACUCAGAAGUGCCUAGCUGCCAUUCCAUUUAUAUGAGGCAAGAAGCUUUCCUGACUCACCCCAAUGGCACAGAAGGUUGCAUGUAUGAAAAGGGGCCUCGACAAUUCUUCGAUGACACUUGUGUUGUCCCCGAGAAAUUUGAAGGUGACAUUAAACAAGAGCCAGGCUUGUACCGAGAAGGACCUACAUAUCAGAGAAGAGGCUCGCUGCAGCUCUGGCAGUUCUUAGUAGCACUUCUUGAUGACCCAGCCAAUUCCCACUUUAUUGCAUGGACAGGAAGGGGCAUGGAGUUUAAACUCAUAGAGCCAGAGGAGGUGGCACGUCGCUGGGGUAUUCAGAAAAACAGGCCAGCUAUGAACUAUGAUAAACUAAGCCGUUCUCUGCGCUAUUAUUAUGAGAAGGGAAUAAUGCAGAAGGUUGCUGGAGAGAGAUAUGUCUAUAAGUUUGUGUGCGACCCAGAAGCCCUCUUCUCCAUGGCCUUCCCAGACAAUCAGCGGCCAUUGCUGAAGACCGACGUUGAGCGGCAUGUAAAUGAAGAGGACACCGUACCACUGACUCAUUUUGAUGAAAACGUGCCGUACAUACAGGAUGGUGGCUAUUGUAAUAAUCAUCCAUACAACGAAGGAUACGUGUACUAAUGAUAGUGACUGAAAAUGAUCAAGAGCAUUUCACAUUUUCUUCUUUGCAAGACCCAACAAAGCAGAAUAUUUUUUUGUUUCCAAGUAGUUCAUAAAUGGGCUUUACCUGUUGCAUAUCUCCUAUGGUCUGCCAUGGACAGCGCACUUUAUUUGAGGGAAAGGGGAUUUAAAAAUGUAAACUGUUGUGUAACAGGAUGAAAAAGAUGGAUACAUUAUUCAUGUGGGCUUGGGAAGGGAAAGUUCAGUUUUAGGUACUUUAUUGCAAAGUCAUUUGUCUAUUUUUUUCCUCUUUUAGGAGCUUAUUAUAUGUUGUACAUUUUUUCUGGACAUAAAGGGUACAGUUAAUUUCUGUUGUCUGAGUAACUGCGUGAAAUGAAACAUGCUUUCCUUAUACCCAGUUUGCGGCUUUUCCAAUUUCUCAACCCAUUUUACCCAAAACACAAUGAUUGACAGCAUUGCAUUUUUUUUUUGUUUUAAUUUAUUUUCGGAACCGUCCAUUCUCGGCAUUCACUGAGCAGUUUCUACACCUGGCAGUUUCUAAACGCUGAGAUUGAUGUGGGUUUUGGAACAGUACAAUUCUUAUUCAAAGCAAGAAAAUCUUCCUCCUACACAUUAAUGAGGAUUAAAAGCAAAUCGCCACUGAAGGAGAAAGAGAUUUCCUUUCAUUACGCUUAAUACAUAAACGAGUUAUCCAAUCAAUAGGAAUUAACUGUACUCUGUCACAUAUCUUAUUAUGCUGUUGUAGAUACAGCAAGCACUCCUUGGAAAAAUAUCCAAUACACUAAAUAGGUACUUAAAUAAUUUUUAGAUACAGUACCCAUUAAUAUGCAUUUACGCCUUUUACUGCUGUGUUAUGUUGAUAACAUAUAUAAAUACUAGAUGAUGCUUCUGCUGCUGUCUUUUCUGUACCAUCCUCUUUGAUGCUGAAUUUACUAAAGUCAUUAUAUGCAUUGCUGUAACUACAGAUAGCAUUUCAGGACAAAAUAGAUGACGAAUCAUUUAUUGCUUAUAAUAUAGCUUAGCUGCGCUGCAAUCAGCUUCUUCUUGCAUCAACAAACCGUAAGCCUCUGCUUGCUAAGGGAAUCUCAGUGGGAUCUGUUUAUUUUUUUUUUUUUGUAACAUUUGGUGGAACAGAGGCUUAUUUACAAACUGUCAUAAAAUACAAUGAAGCCACUGUACGUCCUAGUAGUGCGGGCACUGAUAUAAUCAAUCAAAACUGUUUGGACACUACAUGUAAUGUGAGCAAAUGUGUGUUUGGGAGACAAGUUCAAGGUUACAUUUCUGGAGUUUGCUUUUAUUUUUAAGCGAGACAUGUACAGAAAGAAAAUGUAUUGAAAUUUUAUGGGCACCUUUUAUAGUUUUUGUUUGAGACCUGAUAAAAAAAAAAAAAAAGUUCACGCAACGGAAACAUUGGUGCAGCCCUGUAUAAAACAGCUUUUCUUUGCUGACUCGAUAAGAAAGAGAAUGUACAGCAUGUACAAAGGCUAAUUCUAAGAAUACAGUUACAGUAUUGGGAUUCACAGCCUGCAUGUUGAUAUAUCUGGUGCAGGAUUGGUGCAAAAACGUAACUACAUAAAUAAUCAUUCAAUGAAAAAAAAAAAAAAUGUAUAUAAUGUUUUCAUGUAUUUCUAUACAAUUUGUAAUAUGCAAUAAUAGCAAGAACUAAAUACCCUUUAUGCGAAUUUCUUUUAUGGAUACAUGCAACUAAAUGUCACACGUUUAAUCUACUCACUGCCAAAGUUUGAUCAGUAAACAUUUUAUGCAAUUUUUUUUUUUUUUAAUUUCCGGUAUGGAAGAGAAAACAAAUACAAGAGUUACUCAUUAGGUUCCAAAAAAGUAUACGUAAAUGAGAGAGUGAUAUAUGUAAAACUGCUGGGUUUAUUUACAGUCACGGCUGAAAAAAGCACGUCAUUUUUACUCUAGGUUUGAAAACGGAGCAUUUUAUAUUUUUAUUUGUUGCAAUUAUUGUGAGCAGUUUUUAAGAAACCCACUUUUAACAGAUGUCUCACCUCCCUAUGGCUUGUUAUUUAGGUUAGAAGCUUCUUGCUUUUUUGUUGAUAUCUUGUAAAUCCUUUAAUUUGCAUGCCUCAGUGAGGUGAGAUUUCUGGCAGUGACCUUAAAUAUCACAUUCAGUCUAACACCCUGGUCCAAAUUUAGUAUAUGAAAGUCAAUUGGAUUAGGUUUGCUUUAUGACAUUUGUCACGUCACGGAAAAUAUUGCAAAACAAAAAAAAAAAUGUCCCAUGAAUAGCAAUAUUUAUCGUUCUAAAACGUUGCUGCAUUCAACCCCCUGUAAUAGCAGCUUCCCUCAUUUAUCAGAAAGGAUUUUUCAACAUUUGCUGAUUUAUUCGCAAAAAAUCAAAAUGGCAACCAAACCUGCAGAAUAUGAUCGGUCAUUUUACAUUAUCCAUUUUGAGUUCCAAAAUAUAUAUAAUAAAAACACUUUUGUUUCUAAAAUAGUUGGUUUUUCACCAGUUCUCAUCUAUUUAACCUAUACAACUUUUUGGUAUUUGGAGGCACAAACUUAUACAUAAAACAUUUUGAAAUUGUAUUCUUACUAUAUCUUUGUCUUAAAAAUAGAGCAAAAAGGAUCUGUUUAUGGAAAUGUCAUGAAUUCUUCAAAAACACCUCUACAAUUUGCAAAUCCGAAAUUGUAGUUCUCUGUAAUAUCAGAUUUGGGCAUUAUUAUGACAUUUUAUAGCACUCUGGUCUGAUUAGAUUCUUAUAAAAUGAUGUUUAGCCAUUGGCCUGUCAACGGUUUCAUAAGCUCCAAGUAUCCCUUGACUGGAGUUACAGUAUAACAGGUUUUGGGAAGUUACAGACUGGUAGUUUCCCUUCUUAUAACCAUGUAUAACAUGUACAAUAUUUUGACAACAGUUGCCUUUAGCUUUAUGAAGGGAAUCUAAAACCCGGAAAUAUGCUACUAGAGCUACUGAAUCUUGUAUCAUUUGGUGAACCAAAAGACCUUUAAGAAUGCUGGUAGCUGAAAUUUGGCAGCACUUCGUCAAAGAAUUGUAUAAAAUUCCUGUUCUAUGUCAUGGUUUCUUAUGACUGUGCCCCAAUAUUUUUUUGUUUGACUGUAACAAUUUACAAAACAAGUGAAAACUUGGCAGUUUUGAACAAUUACUUUUGAUUUGUGCUAUUAAAACCUGAAUGUAAAGGAAACCCAAUGAACAGCCCUUCUACUGAAAAUUGAUCAUCAUGAGCACCCAAGUGAAUGGUCAAGACAUAUUUAAACUUUUUAAUUGUUGGUUUUGUUUUAUUCAGAUAGUAAAAUAAAGUUGGCAGCUUAUUUCUCAAAAA